Molecule: messenger RNA, 1129 nt
Organism: Phyllopteryx taeniolatus (common seadragon)
Lineage: Eukaryota; Metazoa; Chordata; Actinopteri; Syngnathiformes; Syngnathidae
Gene: ankrd49
Product: ankyrin repeat domain 49
Exons: 3
Coding region: 117-809 (230 amino acids)
Molecular function (GO): protein binding
Source: RefSeq, a predicted model, not a curated record
UCGUCUUUUAAACAUGGUUCUCGGACAAUUGGGGGUCUUAAAAACUACGUUUCCCGAACGCAUCUAGAAACGCCUCGGUUUUGCUUUGAAUCCCAAAAAUCGAAAGAGGCGCCAGCAUGGAGUUUCCAGACAAUUUCAACCAGCUGGAGCUUCUAAGUACACACAGCAAGUUGAUCCCGCGAGGGGCUCGCAGCCUCUGGACUGGAACUAAGGACGAAGAGGGAGGAAUGGAGGGCGACGAGGCGCAUAGUGAGGAGUGGUACCUCCAAAAAGAAGAAGGUCUCAAAGACAAACCAGCAGAGCUCAUUCUUUGGGCUGCAGAAAACAACCGUGUGUCCACAGUCGUCAGCUUGUUAGCCGCAGAGGCCUCGUUGGUGCACAGCAGCGAUGAGGACGCUUACACUCCCCUGCACCGGGCGGCUUACAGCGGCCACACGGCCGCGGCCGCUUCCUUGCUGGCCGCCGGCUCUAAGGUGAACCCUCGCACCGUCGACGGUUGGACGCCCCUCCACAGUGCCUGCCGGUGGGGGCACGUCGCCAUGGCGACCUUGCUACUUCAUCACGGCGCCGACGUUAACGCGCAGACCAACGGAGGCCUGACGCCUCUACACCUAGCGGCCUCGCACGGCAGUUCGUCCAAAACCGGCUGGCGCCACACUUUGGAGCUCCUCCUCUCUCAGCGCCACCUGAAAGCAGGACUUGGCAGCAACAGCGGGGAGAGCGCCGGUGAGCUGGCCCGACGGAGCGGCCCCUAUCACUUCCUCUUUGAGAUGGUAGAAGACUGUGCCGGUGUACGUCCCGGCCCGUGAAUGUUUUCUUCAAGACCAUGGCGGUAACACUGGAAAAUGAUUUGACUGCUUUUCAAAUGACUUUAAGAAUGGCCCGCGUGGCUCUUGACAAACUGCAUAUUCAUUCAUAUUCGUUCAUGUGCUCAAGAUUCAGCUUUCACAUGAAUGGCUCUCAAUUGAACUUACACCGGUUGUGUUUUGACGCCGACACAUCCUUUCUGGGGAAUUGCAAAAAUGUCUUCUGAUGUGCACAACCUCGAAAGACCUGUGGUGAAGGUUUUGUCUUCUUCUGUAACCACAGGACAUUUGGAGGUUGGAUAAAAGAUUUCUUUAUGCUCAAA